AAGCAAUCUUGAAUGAAUUUGGGCCGGUUAAAACUUAAGAUGCAAUUCAAUUCCAUAUCUGGACUGAAACCUCGUCUGUAUCCAGGUAUGCUCUAUCCUCAGCUGCUGCAACUUCCUUCUUUAUCAAUAUUCUCAAAAUCAAUGCGUAAAUGAAGUGUUGUUUGAACUGUGUUGACGCGAAACAGAAUUUUCAGAUCACGAAGAUUCAGUUUUACGGUAAAAAAUUCUCAAUCUGAAAACGAACGUAACAGAUUAUCUGUUAGACUUAAAUGUUUGACUGAAGCAGUUCGCGGAACACCACUCUAGUGAUACUCCGUAUUAUUUUCAGCUUUUGCAUUUGUUUUCUUUUUCUCAAUAUUUUUCGCGAGGUUUGAGUUCUGGUAAGAAUAUACUUCCGUACUAUUGCGUGCUUUGUACAAUUGGUUCAUCACUUUUAUAUAUGUUUUCGAUAGUUGUAUUUCAUUUUUUUUAAUUAUUAGUAGUAUCUAUAACAUUAAAAUAUCUGUUUAAGCCUCCAAUCUGCUUGAGUAAACCUACAAGUCGCUGCAGGGCCUCACCCCCCUGAAAUACUUGAUUGAAAAUUUUGAUUGUAUUUAGGCCAUGUUUGAUUCGAAUACGAUUUUUGGUAUGUCAUUUUAUUUUAAACCGUAAUGUUAUGAUCAUUGGAUAUGUGUAACUCAUUACUUUACUAUGUGUAAUAAGCUUUACAUUAAAAAGAGGUGUAUUUGAGAUUACAGCUUAUACUAGGUGUUUGAGAUUACAAAAACCCUGCUUCCUAUUAUUUCGCCCCAUGGCCCCCAUCCAUAAGAAAAGGUGCAAAAGUUUUGCAAUGGCCGUAAAUUCCAUCGGCUUCCUCCAGCUCCACCGAAACCUAAUCAUCUAAUCUGCAAAUUGCUGGGCUUCAACAUAUCCUUUGUAUAGCAUACAAGAGCCACUCCAUUAGCCUGAGGAAUGGCUUAACUCCGUUUGUUCUCUUCCAUAAAGUUAUUCUCUUCCGACCCCUCCAUAUUGCUCCAGGUCUACAGAAAGGUAAAAAUCAAAAUAAGUUAUCUGCCUUGCUCCCCUCGACUCAUCCACAGUGUGUUAGGCUGGUGGGCUCCUUCGCCCACCAGAUUUGUAGUGAAUUGAAAAUGUCUGUUGCAAAUAAACUUCAAUGUUUCUUUUUUUGUCAAACUGAUUGUCACUUGGAUGGAAGUUUAUUGUAGUCUUUUUAUUAAGUAAAAAAUUGUUAUCAAAACUAGUUGAUAUGGCUUUGGCGUUGAGAGCCAAUUCAAAGCGUGUCUGCUCUAUUUUCAAUUCAAAAGAUUCAAAUGAUUAGAACUUUUCAGUUAAAUAUAUUUUUUCCAGCUUCUGGGGCUAUGAUUUGAGCCAUUUUUUGGGACAUUUUUUGGAUUUUUUUCCAAUUAACUAAAAUUGUCGUAGCUUUUCUCUAUCUCUAUUUCAACUGGAGUUUGGCUUGCUUGAAUGUUUUGUGUUUCUAGGUUGACCAGUGUAAAUGUAUCUUCCUAGGACGGUGGGAUUGAGUAGUUCUGUUGUAAUGUGUGUUUGUUUGGUUGUUUCAUGCUUUGGAUUUGGAUUCUUUGAACUGAAGUUUUAGUGGUGACAGUAGUGAUGUUUUGCUAGUUGCUACAUAAUUUAUCAAGUGGGAUAUAUAGAUGUGUGAUAGAGACCUGGACUUAUGGGCUUAAUAUUUUAAUAAAAUGUAAUAGUGGGCUGGACCAAGUAAUUAGAUAGAUCGAGGGAAGCUUCAUUUGAAAAAGAAUAAAUAGAAGGAAUAGAGGAGGGAGAGGGUAGGCUGGAAUUCAGUUGGAAUUAGGCUGGGAGGCCUCUCGAAUAGUCUCAAAUCUGUUUCUUCUCUUUCUUUGUGUUUUCCGCUAUUGUAUUUUGGUUCACUGUUGCUGUGAGGAUCGGUUCCUAUCAUUGGUAUCGCUGGAGUAGAUGACUGUUACGUGGGUGGAGAUGGAGAAUAGCACCGGAAGAGUAGAUGACUGUUACGUGGGCGCAGAUGGAGAAUAGCACCAGAAGUGUUGAAGGCCAUGUUAGGAAGAUGGAAAGGAUGCUGGACGAGAUGAUAAAUCAUCGGCGUAAACAGCUUCGCAGGAGAACUAGAGGCCGAGUGAGGAGCCCUCCUAGAUGCCGUUGGCCAACUGAAAAUCAGGUUUAUCGUCCGUCACUCCUCCUAGUUCGCAGUCGCGAACUAUGUCUUCCAGUUCGCAGGUCUCAGUUCGCAGGGCUCAACGCGCGACUUAUCCCAGUUCGCAGUCGCUAGCUGAUUCUACCGAAUCGCAGAUGGCAUCGCAAGCCGCAUCAGCUUUGUCGCGAACAGAUCUCCUUAGUUCGCAGGUGUCAUCACUAUCUACUUCGCUGAGUUUGCAGCGGUCGCAAAUAGCUACUAUCGGUUCACAGGAUUCCCCAUCAGCUAUCAGUUCGCCUAAAAUUACGACGCGAUCAAGUGGAGAAUCCUUCAGCUCACAGACGACAUUCAACCAAAGUGAGUUGUUCAUGAACUUCGGAUAUGUCCGAGCCGGAGAAAAACAGAGCUAUGUCUACGCAAUCGCAAGGACGCUUAUAGGGGAUCGUCUGAGUCAAUGCCUCAGUCUGCUGGUGUUUAUGAUGGCUUUAGCAAAACUGGAGAAAAUACAGAGUGUGUGGUGGCUGAUGUUCCGCAGGAUCCUACACGAGCUAUUGGCUCUCUGAAAGGGAGAGGAAAGUACAUAGAUGAAGACAAGAGGGGAUGGAAAGAGAAACAAACUGGGGUGGAGAGACUCAACUGGAUAAUUAACGCUGGUGAGGAGUUUUAUGCCACUCCAAGUUCUUAUUUUACAUUAUAUGGUCUCUCUGUCCAAUCAUCAUUCCUGGGAGGUGUCCUGGAAAAAGUUGGGAUUGAGCCACAAGUUGAGAGGAUUGGUUCAUACAAGUGUGAUGGUGAUUAGUUAAUACCCAAAAGCAUACCAGAAAAAAUGUGAGAUGCUAACUGUAUUGCUUGAUAACGUCUAUGAAAAUUGGCUUGAUAAAGUCUCUUUCACAAAAGAAAAAAAAUUAGAGGAUGUUGAAAAUGGUAUUAAUGAAGGAGUCUACCAAGUUCAGAGGCUAAAAGAAGAUGGCUGGAUAACGGGUAUAAAGUUUGACGAGGAGGUUUUGCCUAAGUUGAAAGAGCGGUUGGGAAAUCCAAUGGAUAAGAAUCUUCCUACGGUGGAUCAUAGGAAAUACGCAGGGGUCAAGAGACGGACUCUGGGCAUUGCAGGCUAUCAAGAUCAGAUUGCUCUAAUGCGGGCAUCUGGAAGACUUAGUCCCGGCUGUUCCCCUUUUAGUGUGCUCAGUUCAUGCAUUAUAGCAGAGCAGAUCAGUGAAAAUUCUUGUUGUGCUAGAAAAUCAAAGUGGUGCAAGACUGAAGUGGAAUACUUGUUCGAUGUCGUACUCGUAACGUUUUUUCCAAGUACGAUGUCGUUAAGAACGACUUGGAAGCCAAACAGAUGGAUCAUCGGGGUUCUGGAGAAGAGUAUAUAAACAAUUACAUGAUGACGGCAGAGAAUAGAAAAGCACAAGUGGUGGGGAAACUGUAUGAGAAUUCUCUGACUGAACCUCAGGUCCUUGAUGCAGACAGGUAUGUACGAAUGACACCAGAAAUUACCAUAAUUGGGCUAUCAAAUUGGGCUCAGGAUUAUUUCACUAUAUACAAACUGGGUCCACCCUUACCCCACCGUAGCUGGGAGUCUUUGCGACAUUGGGGUAAUGAUGAUGAUACAAGUUGGGUCCAAUAGAGGAGCUAGUGGUAUUGAUGGUUUCAGAUUAUAUGGUGUUACUUCUAUGAUGUGCACUCACCUUGGGUUGGUGUUAAUAUUUACUGCGGAUUAUAAUGACUGUUUUGGACAUGCUACUAAAGUGGACGUGGUUGUGUAUCGGAUGCUUGUCAACAACCUCAUUCACGAUUAUCCAGUAACUAACUCCAAACUGGGUGUGAUUUCUAGUAAAACACUUGAAACUGUAGGAGCUACAAUCCUUUAUGAUGACCAACUUCCUUAUCAGUUCAAAAGUGCAGACGGGCUUAUGCAAGUGAGAUGUGGGAAAGGUGUACAUUAUGGGGUUUAUAUGUUCGAAGCACACUUGGCUUUCAUAUUAUGGAACUAUUGCGACGAUGCUCCUGGUGAAGAGACUUCAAACUUCCAGAGGUGCAGCUACUGGUUGCUUGAAGAGGAGCAGUCAAACAUUGUUCUAGUUCACGACAGGGAAGAAAAGGGUAGCAGGAGGAACUACAGUCGUGCUCGAGAACCUCCAUUAGAUAUUCCCGCUUUUCCAGAUGGUAAAAGAGAUGUGAACAGCUCUGAUGUGGGCAUUACACUUGGUAAUCUUAUUUCCCAACAAUAUGAUUACAAAACAAAAUCACAUGCUACAAAUACGGCUAGCCUUAAGAGCGCUCAAGCCUCAGAUUAUGAAGAAGCUAAAACAGCAGUGCACAAUCAACUAUCAACUUCUGGGAUGCACUCUUUUACUGAGUUUCUAGCAAUUAUGAACCCCAAGGGUGAAGAUGAACUUUCUGCUCCUUAUUAUCCAUGCUACAUCUCAAAUGCUCAUCAAGGCCAUUUUCCAGCUUUUCCUGAAAAGAGUACUGCAACUUAUGGAUAUGUACCAUUUCAAAAUUCACUUUCCACACCUCAGUCUCUUGCAAUAAGCAAGAUGAAUGGGCAAGUGAGUGCUAUGAUUGGUUUCACAAAGGCCCUAGAAGAAUGGGGAGCACCUAAGGGUGAAUCAGUCAAACUAUCAAAGUGGUUUGUGGAUCCGAAGGCUGAACAGAACCCAGGUAAUGAUCUGGAUGUAUCAAAAGGUGAGGAUUGGGAGCUGAAAGUGGUUUCCGGGAUUGGUGGCAGAAUAAUAUCCUUGGAGCAUCUUCCUACUGGAACUCAGUGGCUUUACAGCCGACGAGUAGAUACGGCGAUGCAGCAUAUAGUGGAUUUGGGUACAGAUCUGCUGGAUGCAUGAAAGAGUAUUAUGUCAUUGAAAAGAAUCAAGAGCAUGCAGGAGGAGUCAAAUCUUUUGCAUUACAAGGAAAUAAGAAAAUUUUGGUUCAAUGGAAACAACUAUCAGUUUUGGAAGAUUUUUGGGAAAGUUUAAGCAAAUGCCAUGAGGAAUGGAUGACAAAGGUUCAAGUACCGAAGCUAAAGGCACUGAGAUCGGUGAGGUACUGUGAAGGGAGGGGCACGAGGAUGAAGCUGGAUGGCAUGGCUGCUCUUACUCCCCACCUUGAGGACAAGGUGGUUGACAACGGGGGAAGCUUCAUUUGGAAAAGAAUAAAUAGAAGGAAUAGAGGAGGGUGAGGGUAGGCUGGAAUUCAGUUGGAAUUAGGCUGGGAGAGUGAGGCCUCUCGAAGAGUCAAAUCUGUUUUCUCUUUCUUUGUGUUUUCCGCUAUUGUAUUUUGGUUCACUGUUGCUGUGAGGAUCAGUUCCCAUCAAUGUGAUGACAGAAAUUGUCACUUUAUUUCACCCCAACCCCUGCUCCCCCUCCCCCGGUUCUUCAUCUUCUUCCUGGGUUUGGAUUGAAUGCAAAACAGGUCAUGUCACCAGGCUGCAAGUCCACAGCUGCUUUCCUUCCAGAAAUCUUUCACCCCCACCUCCUAUCUGUUUUCUUCCAUUCACUGCUUCACCCACACCAGAACAAGUAUCCUCCUUUCAGUUGAAGGGCAGAAUAGUAGUUUCUGUUUUUCUCCAUUGCAGCAGAUUGGUCCAUUUAUAAUCUGUGAUGGGUUUGAAGGAACUUUGAAGCUACUAUUAUACUUCUUGGAGUAAUCUUUCGGACAGGCCUUCCUGACCAGAACUGCCUUCCGGACGGCGGCAUUUGAGGCCCUUCCUGGAGCGACGUGGAGUAACAAUUAAAGAUGCCACUUUAUGACUGCAUGCUUUUGUUGAAACCCCAUAUAAAGAAGGAGGCGUUGAUGGAACUGGCUAUUAAGGUGGGGAAGCAUGUCUAUGGUAGAAAUGGAGUCCUCACAGAUGUAAAGUAUUUUGGAACUGUCCAGCUCGGCUAUGGUAUUAAAAAGCUUGAUGGGAGGUAUUUUCAGGGGCAUAUGAUGCAAAUGACGAUGAUGACACCGCCUAAUUUCAACAACGAGUUGCAUUACCUGAACAAGGAAGACCGUUUACUUCGGUGGCUGUUGGUUAAGAACCGGGGGGAUCUUCAGCUUGAUUCUUUGGAUCGUUAUGAACCUUCACGUACCGAGGUUUACCAAGAUUUUAAGGGUGAUGAGAAAGAAGACAGUGAUGAUGAAGAUACUGAUGACACAGACGACAAAUACAAUAAAGGCUCCCUUUUCUAAGUAUUUAAUAAAAAAACUGAGACUCCCCUUUUAUUGUUUCAUGGAUUCAGGUUGAAUCUCUGACCCUUUUGGCUAUUUAUGUCGUGAAAUAUGAAAUGGAUUCUAUUCCCAUGUUAGAACUUUGAACCAAGAAAACUAUCCGGGUUUAUCUGAUGUACAACAUAUGCUUUGAUAAUGUAUGAUGGUACCCCUCCCUCCCCUAAAAAAUGUUGUCAAUUAAAAUUCAGUGUGAUCCCUAAAAUUUUUCAAUACUAAUUAUGGAUCUAGGCAUUUGGC
Cuscuta europaea is the source of this 6583-nucleotide messenger RNA. Lineage: Eukaryota; Viridiplantae; Streptophyta; Magnoliopsida; Solanales; Convolvulaceae. The record is from the annotation of a GenBank genome assembly.